This is a messenger RNA of Aureobasidium melanogenum CBS 110374, 768 nucleotides long. RefSeq lists its product as uncharacterized. NCBI's taxonomy places the organism in Eukaryota, Fungi, Ascomycota, Dothideomycetes, Dothideales, Saccotheciaceae. The annotation marks the transcript as partial. The transcript has a single exon. The record is from RefSeq and is a predicted model, not a curated record.
CAGAAGGCUGCACCAACCACCGAGCAACUCCUGAACUACCUGCUUUCUCCCGCCUCUACCGAGCUUUGCCGCCCCGACGACGAAUCUUCUGUGGUUGAGUCUCAAGGUGCAGACUUCAAGACCUACUCCUCGUCUGCCCUGUCUGCUUUCGAAGAGCUGAUCUGCGCCGUCGUUUUGAGCCGUCCCAUCAGCCACAAGCUCGGUCUUCGCGCCAUUCGUACAAUCCUGAACGCCCCUUACUCCUUCACGACUCCCUCGGCCAUCAUCUCUGCUGGCAAGGAAAAGAGACACCAAGCUCUGGACGACGCAAAGACCCAGCACAAAGACAAGACCGCUGAACAAAUUGGUCUCGUCGCCGAUGUAGUCGCGCACAAGUUCAGCAAGAACGACACCGAUACGAGCCUUGACAAACUGCGCGAACAGGCUUCCAAGGACUGGGAUAUGGAGCGCGAUCUGCUGCAAGAGAACAUCAAAGGUCUCGGAAAGACUGGCUUGGAUAUCUUCUUCCGUCGUGUACAAUGGUUGUGGCCAGAAGCUUAUCCAUUUGUGGACGAGAAAUCAUCGCGUGGCAUUGAAAAGUUGGGUCUUCCUAAGCAUCCCGAUGAGUUGGCCAAGGUGCUCGAUAGGUACUGGGCUAAGCUCGACACAAGUAAUCUGGAGAAGGGCGACAAAGAGAUGCAAAAGAGAAGAGCGUUUGUUGUGAUUUGCGAGAGAGCUACUAGUGCUGAUCUGGAAGGCAAGUCCGAUGCUAUCCUUGAAGCUGCCGCU